Messenger RNA from Aspergillus steynii IBT 23096, 1443 nucleotides. Its product is annotated as ankyrin repeat domain-containing protein. Bases 43 to 1443 code for a protein of 466 amino acids. Gene Ontology annotation, molecular function: protein binding. The record is from RefSeq and is a predicted model, not a curated record. Lineage: Eukaryota; Fungi; Ascomycota; Eurotiomycetes; Eurotiales; Aspergillaceae. The transcript has 2 exons.
UUGACCUUCGCGUCCACCCAUUCACCUCUCUCCCUUCCCAAAAUGCAAAUCCCGCUUGAAAUCAACCUGCACAUCCUCAAACACCUGGUAUCUUCCCUCCCAAUCAACCGCGCUCUACGCAUAAGACUUGUAAACAGCCUCUUCGCCGAAGAAAUCCCCAAGCUCCUCUUCCGCCACCCAACCGCGCAAGAAGACAACUUCAUCCUGAAAAAAUGGGCGCAAUUUCCCGCCCCUCUAAAGCGGCAGUACAUCCGCUGCAAAAUCGACAUGCAUCGAACCAGCACCUGCGUGUUUUCGUCGUACGCGGACGAGAUGCUCAAGACGGAGUUGGCGCGCACGUCGCCUAACUUACUACCCUCGGAACCUGCAGCUACUGCUGUCCCGUUCAUCGAAAGAGUCAUCGAUAUCGCGCCUCAUAUGGACCACGAUCGCUGGGAUAUGUUUCAUCCGGAUCGCUACCGUCGGUAUGUGGAAUGGUAUGAGACGAAGGUGAUGGCGGAAUUUCCCUAUCAGUUUGGCAGCGAGUCGGUCGAGGAGACGGUGCAGGUGGUGUUGGCCGGGAGUGCGAUCUUGCGCGACGAAGUGGAUCUCUUAUCCUGGGCGCUGGAUUCAGGCGUGGACUUGGGACAGGUGAGUCGGCGGCUUGAGCUGAGCUUGGUCGAUUUGAUCGCAAGGAAGGGGUCGAGGAUGAUUGCGGAGUUGGUGGUUGAGCGAGGGUAUGACCUGUCGCGGGUUCGACAGUUUGGCAAGACGUAUGCGGCGCUGUGUGGUGCCGCUGUGGGGAAGAACUUCGACGCGCUGGACGUGUGGCUCGAGCAUUUGCGACGGAGGGACGAUGCCCAUCUGCAGCAUAAUCUGCGCGAGAUGAUGCGGACUGCUGCCGAGAAAGGGGAAUUUACGAUGUUGGAGUUUCUGGCGCGAUGGUAUGAAGACGGCACGGCGGCGUUACUGUAUAAUCAGCUCAUCUCGGCGAUUAAUGAGGAGGAUAUAUCUGUGAUCAGACGUCUGAUGGAGUAUGAAGGGUUUUACCGCACGAUUUCGACGAAGAAGUAUCCCAAGGGCCCGCUUUUUACGGUCAUGUGGAUCUGGAGAUCUAGUUACUUCAGGGCGAUAUUGGAGAUGCUUCUGAAGGGCGGAGUUGAUCCCGACGGAAGAUAUCCAGGGGUUGUCGGGACGCCGUUACAACGAGCUGUUGAGCAGGGUUGGCUGGAUGCUGCGAGAACCUUGAUUCAAUAUGGCGCGGAUGUCAACGUCUUGUGCAUCCCUCAUCGCAUGCGGAAACGGUCCGAGGUGUCUUUGUUGCUGGUGGCGGCGAGGAAGAGGAAUGGCGCGAUGGUCCGGCUUCUGUUGGAGAAUGGGGCAGAUCCGGCGAGUGUCAAGAAUGACCCGAAGCAUGGGAGUUAUAUUCAGAGGAUUAUAGAUGGCACGGAGACUGAAGCGUAA